CAACCAAUAUGAAUUGACUGCCGAUUUUGCUCAAAUUUCAUUGACGAUGUUGGUGACCGAGUCGUUCACUGAUGUCCCGACGGCGACGACGCACAUGCGGCUGCACUGGUUCACUCCCACCUUACUCUUAGACCCAGCCAACGCCAGCACUAAGCUCUGUUCGAUCCUCGUCUUCACCGAAAUCUACCAAGUGACUGGACCCGUGGCCCGCUUCUGCCGCCAAAUCGCAGCGCAAGGCUUCCUUGUUGCGUCCUGCGAGUCGUACCACAACUUCUUGGAGCCAGGUACCGUCCUUGCCUACGACGUACCUGGUACGGACCUGGGGAACCAGCUGAAGAAGGACAAACGGCUGUCGUCCUACGACGACGACGCCACCGCCGCCAUCACGGCCCUUCUUGCGCACCCCAAUGCCAAUGGCCGCGUGGGGGUAACUGGCAUGUGUCUUGGUGGACACCUGGCCUUCCGUGCAGCAAUGGACCCUCGAGUUGGUGCUGCAGUGUGCUACUUUGGCACGGACAUCCACUCGGAAACGUUGGGUGCAAAGCCGCGGGAGGCAGGCGAAGUGGAAUCGCUGGCUCGAUGCAGCGACAUUCGCGGGGAAAUUCUCAUGAUCUUUGGGACAAAGGACCCCCACGUUCCUCGCCAAGGACGUCGUUCGAUUUACGACGGGCUAACCGAGGCCAAAGUGGACUUUACGUGGAUGGAGUUGAAGGCCGACCACGCCUUUAUUCGCGAUGAAUCCAGCAAGGGGCGAUACGACCCAGCUGUGGCGAAGAUCUGCUUUGACGCACUCACGGAACUCUUCCACCGCCGCUUGACUCUGAAUUUGAUCGACUCGGCGCCAUUCAACCCCAAGGAUCUCAUUUGUUAGCAAUGGAGCCGACGCGUACUGUAGUCUUCUGGAGCCCCAAACGCCCUUGGUGCUGGAUGUAUAUAUCUCACAUGUACUAGUAGUAUCGUCAAGUGUCAUGGCUCGUUCAGACCCUCGGAAUAAUGGCAUAACGUACUAGUACUACACUGUACCUACUACUAACGUAGAGUUCCAAUUUAA
Molecule: messenger RNA, 1051 nt
Organism: Aphanomyces astaci
Lineage: Eukaryota; Oomycota; Saprolegniomycetes; Saprolegniales; Verrucalvaceae
Exons: 2
Coding region: 47-871 (274 amino acids)
Molecular function (GO): hydrolase activity
Source: RefSeq, a predicted model, not a curated record